Fukomys damarensis (Damara mole-rat) is the source of this 302-nucleotide messenger RNA. RefSeq names its product 40-kDa huntingtin-associated protein-like. Gene Ontology annotation, cellular component: early endosome. The record is from RefSeq and is a predicted model, not a curated record. The annotation marks the transcript as partial. Lineage: Eukaryota; Metazoa; Chordata; Mammalia; Rodentia; Bathyergidae. Gene Ontology annotation, biological process: vesicle cytoskeletal trafficking. The transcript has a single exon.
GUCGCUGGGGCUGCCCCUGGGCCCUCUCAGGCCACGCUGGGCGCCUUUUCCGACGUGCUCAUCCGCUGCGAGGUGUCCCGCGUGCUGCUCCUCCUGUUGCUGCAGCCACCACCCGCCAAGCUGCUACCGGAGCACGCCCAGACCCUGGAGAAGUACUCCUGGGAGACUGUCGACAGCCACGGGCAGGAGAGCUGCGGCCAGCUCCCGGAGAAGCUCUUUCUGCUGCUUCAGUCCUUGGUCAUGGCUACUCAUGAGAAGGACACGGAAGCCGUCAAGUCGCUGCAGGUGGAGAUGUGGCCUCU